Cajanus cajan (pigeon pea) is the source of this 2625-nucleotide messenger RNA. The record is from RefSeq and is a predicted model, not a curated record. NCBI's taxonomy places the organism in Eukaryota, Viridiplantae, Streptophyta, Magnoliopsida, Fabales, Fabaceae.
UGAUGAGAUUGUGGUUGAGGCAACGAACGAGGCAUGGUAGUAAGUAGUAAGAGUGAGCUUAGCUAACAAUAUAUGGUCACAACCCCCUCACCUACAGCCAACUCAAUUAAGUAAACUUAAAUAGUUGAAUUAGCUAUUACGGUCCAUUAAUAUUUAUCUUAUUACGUAGUGAAUGACUCAUAUUGCUACUGCUCCUUAGUCCUUAUUUAUAUUUUUUAGAGUAGCCAUGCAAAUGCAGUUAUAAAAUCUCUCUCAAACACUCAACUCCUCUCUCACUGGAUUGAGUUCUUUCUGAAACAGGAAUGUCUCACCUAAACGGCGCCGUCCUCGACGAUAGGCUUCCGUUCUUCAACCAAUCCAUGGAGCUAGUGCCAACAACAACCCGAACCCGUUCUCGAACCCUCGCCGAACUCCUUAAACGUGUCGAAGACGCCCAAAACGACACUCCCCCACCACACCACGUUCUCAACCUCUCCUCCUCCUCCUCCUCCUCACUCAACUCUCACCCCUUCGUCCUCUCCUUCUCCAACUUAUCCUACAGCGUCAACCUCCGCCGCAAGCUCCCCUUCCUCCCGCCCGCCACCACCAAACCCAACGCCACCAAGCUCCUCCUCAACGACGUCUCCGGGGAGGCCAGGGACGGACAGAUCUUGGCAGUCCUCGGCGCCAGCGGCUCCGGCAAGUCCACGCUCAUCGACGCCCUCGCGGGCCGCAUCUCCAAAGACAGCCUGAAAGGGUCCCUCACGCUCAACGGCGACGCUCUCGAAUCCAGCCUCCUCAAAGUCAUCUCCGCUUACGUCAUGCAAGACGACCUCCUCUUCCCCAUGCUCACCGUCGAAGAAACCCUCACCUUCGCCGCCGAGUUCCGCCUCCCCCGCUCCCUCUCCAAGUCCAAGAAAAAAGCCCGCGUCCACGCCCUCAUCGACCAGCUCGGCCUCCGCUCCGCCGCCUCCACCGUCAUCGGCGACGAAGGCCACCGCGGCGUCUCCGGCGGCGAACGGCGCCGCGUCUCCAUCGGCAUCGACAUCAUCCACGACCCCAUCGUCCUCUUCCUGGACGAACCUACCUCCGGCCUGGACUCGACCAGCGCCUUCAUGGUGGUGAAGGUCCUCCAGAGAAUCGCUCAGAGCGGAAGCAUCGUCAUCAUGUCCAUCCAUCAACCUAGCUACAGAAUCUUAAGCCUCUUGGACCGCUUGCUCUUCCUCUCCCACGGCAACACCGUCUUCAGCGGCUCUCCGGCCACCCUCCACCCCUUCUUCUCCGAGUUCGGCCACCCCAUCCCGGAGAACGAAAACCGCACCGAGUUCGCUUUAGACCUAAUCCGCGAACUCGAACAAGAAGCCGGCGCCACGAAAAGUUUAGUCGACUUCAACAAGGGCUGGCAACUAAAAAGCAGAAACAUGGGCCAGGGCCAUGAACCCAAAGCGAAAGUCUCACUGAAGGACGCCAUCAGCGCUAGCAUUUCCCGAGGGAAGCUUGUUUUAGGGUCUAACGGUAACGGCAAGAACUUAACCGGUGGCGGCUUUGCGAAUCCGUUUUGGAUGGAAAUGUUUGUUAUAGGAAAACGGUCUCUAACGAACUCACGGAGGAUGCCUGAGGUAUUCGGGAUUCGUUUGGGUGCAGUUCUGGUGACGGGGGCAAUCCUGGCAACCAUCUUCUGGAAGCUGGAUGAUUCACCCAAAGGUGUUCAAGAGCGCCUCGGCUUCUUCGCAUUCGCCAUGUCCACCACCUUCUACACGUGUGCCGAAGCCAUUCCUGUUUUUCUCCAGGAGCGUUACAUCUUCAUGAGGGAAACCGCUCACAACGCCUACCGUCGCUCCUCCUACGUCCUGGCGCACGCCAUAAUCUCCCUCCCUUCAUUACUCUUCCUCUCCCUGGCCUUCGCGGCUACUACCUUUUGGGCCGUGGGCCUGGCUGGCGGAAGUUCCGGCUUCUUUUUUUAUUUUUUAGUGAUGGCCGCCUCCUUCUGGGCCGGUAGUUCCUUCGUCACGUUCCUCUCCGGGGUGGUGUCCCACGUCAUGAUAGGGUUCACGGUGGUGGUGGCCAUUCUGGCCUACUUUCUUCUCUUCAGCGGCUUCUUCAUCAGCAGGGACAGGAUUCCUCCUUACUGGAUAUGGUUCCACUACCUGUCUCUGGUGAAGUACCCGUACGAGGGAGUGUUGCAGAACGAGUUCGACGUGAGAUCUCCCAGGUGCUUCGUUCGGGGGAUUCAGAUUUUCGACAACACGCCCUUGGGGAUGGUGCCGGACACCCUCAAGGUGGAGCUUCUGAAGAGCAUGAGCCAGACGCUGGGGAUGAAUAUAAGUAGCUCCACGUGCGUCAUCACCGGAGCGGAUGUGCUGAAGCAGCAGGGGAUCACGCAGCUGAACAAGUGGAACUGCUUCUGGAUCACGCUGGCUUCGGGUUUCUUCUUUCGCUUCCUCUUUUAUUUCGCGCUGCUCUUUGGGAGCCGAAACAAACGGAAUUAACUCCUACUGCUACCCUAAUUUAUCUUCCACACCUACACUACGUACGUGUUACUUAAGCUUAUUAUAUACUUUUAAGUUUCGGAAAAACUCAUACUCAACACCUUCUUGUGUUUUGAAAAUCAUACCAAAAUACUAGUUGUAUGUUGCAUUUCCUUAA